AUCAACACAACUAUGAGCAGGAAGAGGGAGCAGCGUGUUCUCAUCAUGGUGGUCGUCAUGGUGAUGGUGUACCUGAUGUGCUGGUUGCCUUAUGGGGUCAUGGCCUUGCUGGCGACCUUCGGACGCCCGGGCCUGGUCACCCCCGAGGCCAGCAUCGUGCCCGCGAUCAUGGCCAAGACCAGCACGGUCAUCAACCCCGUUAUCUAUAUCUUCAUGAACAAGCAGUUCCACAGGUGCUUCCGAGCGCUGCUGAGAUGCCAAGAGCCACAGAGGGGUUCCAGCCUCAGGAACUCUUCCAAGGCGCCGCCCAAAGUCGUCCGCGGCGGCGCCCGCAAAACCAACCACCACAACUUAACUUUCAUGGUUGCCUCCCUUGGGCAGCCCACCAGUGUCGUCCCCCAGCUUGGGAAUGCAACCCUGGACUAAGCCACCCCUGCUUACUCUGACAUGGUGUCGCUAGUGGCCCACUACAACGCCGAAGGCCUGGGGCCUUCAGGGGUUACGACCCCUAGGAACCAAUUACAGGGAGGGGAGGGGGAUCCAGAGGGGCCAUUAAAGUGCUGUUACGUUGCUUGCCGUUUGCCAGUAUGAUGGACAGCAGGCAUAGAGGAAAAUCUGAACGCCUCCGGAGUCUUUGGAAGUGGAGCCGCAGGAGCUGCUAGUGCGUCUUGAGGAAGGACAUCAACCUGUCUGGCUCUGCACAAGCUUAUACAUUCUGUCGCCGUUUACUAGCUCAAAUACGCGUAUGGACCGAGAGUGGGGAGAAAAGGGUGCGAAUAAGUUAUUUUGUGCAAUUUCUAACGUUUAGAAGAAUAUAUUAGUUCCAUGAAAUGUUGUGAUGUGAUUUCCCCCUCUGUCAGUGUACCUUUAUAGUACAAAAAAGAGAGAGAGAUGAAGAGUGUAUUUUUGUAUUGAGCGGAGAUUGGAGUCACAGAUUGAGGGAACUCAAGUAUUGUAUUUCAAUUAUUUUCAGGUGACUCUUUUCAAAGGUGUGAAGAUGACAAAGCGCUCAGAAUUUUGAGCAUUGAUCUGUUGCUGUAUUCCAUUUCCUAUCAAAUACUUUUCAUUGGUUUCAUCACUCGACACUUAAAGCAUAUUCAACUGUAGCUAGUCACACGUUACUUGUUGUAUAUCAUUUGUCAUAAACAUAGGUAGCAUGUCUGGCAUGUAUAUAUCUUCAUUUUAUGUAAAUAUACAAAAAAAGUACAAGAAACUGCUUAAAACUUAUCACCAGUUGAUAAAAUGUGGAGUCUCGAGGUCCAGGGAACACUUUUAGAAAAAAGGGUUCCAAAAGGGUUCUUCAGCUGUCCCCAUA
Messenger RNA from Coregonus clupeaformis (lake whitefish), 1315 nucleotides. RefSeq names its product pineal opsin-like. Gene Ontology annotation, cellular component: membrane; photoreceptor outer segment. NCBI's taxonomy places the organism in Eukaryota, Metazoa, Chordata, Actinopteri, Salmoniformes, Salmonidae. Gene Ontology annotation, molecular function: G protein-coupled receptor activity. Gene Ontology annotation, biological process: G protein-coupled receptor signaling pathway. The record is from RefSeq and is a predicted model, not a curated record. The coding region runs from base 13 to 426 and encodes 137 amino acids. The transcript has 2 exons.